Molecule: messenger RNA, 1924 nt
Organism: Orbicella faveolata
Lineage: Eukaryota; Metazoa; Cnidaria; Anthozoa; Scleractinia; Merulinidae
Product: adenosine receptor A3-like
Biological process (GO): G protein-coupled receptor signaling pathway
Cellular component (GO): plasma membrane
Molecular function (GO): G protein-coupled receptor activity
Source: RefSeq, a predicted model, not a curated record
ACUUUCCCAAAGAAACGCACCCUAAGUUUCGAGGGAGUUUAAUAUCAUCAGAAGGAAUUUGAGUGACAAGAAUGUUUGGGGUUAUAUUGGCAAGGGGUGUUGAAAAUUUUUGUUGCAGACAAGAAGUAUAUAUCCGCAUGGUAAAACGUAAACUCUGUUCGAUAUUCUAGUUUCGAUAAUUUUUGUUUCUACGUUUCUAAGCAUAAAGUAACAUAAAUAAAAACCGAAAAUAUGAAACAAGCUUUAUGACAAGGGGCCUAUUAUAAAUAUUGCCUGUACGGGGUGGGGAAGCUUACUAUCGCUGGGACUCUUUUGCGCCUUAGGAGAUUUGGGGGAUUAUUGUCGGGGUCUGGGGAUAUUUGUUGUCAAAACGUUUUUUCCUUAUUGAUGAUCUUCCCUCAAACGGUUGUAACUUUAUAUUUGCUGUCGAUUCUGAUCAAUUUAUUUACAGUUCAAUCUUUUCUUGCGCUGAUACUCCAUCUUCAUGCUUCUCAACGUUGCAGAGACACUCUGUUGGACAAAAUACGUUCACGCACUAAGCAGAAUUUAACGUACGUCCAAACAAAAGUCGACUCAAAGGAAGCAACCAGUAUUGUCUUAGAAGCACUGAACAGAUAGAGGUAACAAUGGCAACGAAUAACACAUCAUUGGCCAGACCAACAGAGUCCAUACUUCAUAUUAACAAAGAGGAAGGAUAUUUCUGGUGUUCUCUGUUUAUUCUUGAGGCGAUCAUCAUCGUUGUACUCAAUAUGUUUACGAUUAUCGUCUUUACCAAGGACCGCCAUUUGCGCAAGCGCAGUACAUAUCUCCUAAUCAACCUAUCAGCGGCUGAUAUCGGUGUGGGAGGACUUGUUAUACCAACUGCUGUUUUUCGUCGAGGGAACACUUAUGGACUUUGGAAUGUUGAGAUGACUCAUGCGUGGUUCAUUUCCACACAUGGAGUUGACACACUGUUUUUUGGGUGUUCUCUUGCGUUUUUGGUCUCCAUUUCAGUUGAGAGACUGUACGCUACAAGAAAACCAAUGAGGCAUCGGUCUAUGACAGGAAUGGCAUACAAAAUUUGGAUGUCUUGCGUAUGGGUUGCAUCUUUCCUUUAUACAACUGUCGUAGUUUUGUUCUUGUUUUACGACAUAAUCGGGUUGCAGAUUUGGUACAUCGUGGCUUCAUGCGUCUUCGUUUCGCUUUUGAUUUUAACCUUUAGUUACUGCGCGAUAUUUGUCACAGUGCGAUGCAGUGAACAACCCCAGCACUCGCAUCGCGGCCAGGUUAGAAAGGAACGAAAGCUUACUAUGACACUGUUCAUGGUCACGCUGGUCUCCUUGUCAGUCUGGAUUCCGUACGUGUUAUUCACUUUCCUGGAGUCUCAUCUGUCACGACAGUUCUCUCCAGAAGGGCUUUUACGCGCGCGGGGCGUUUGUGAGGCUCUAUUCUUUGCCAACUCCUUUGUGAAUCCGAUACUGUACACGAUCAGAAUUCCACAGUUUAGAAGAGCAAGUAUUAAUCUGAUAACUUGUCCUGCAAAGACUGGAAGCGCACAAAUGUCUUCAUUGUCGUUGGACAGUGUAGGAGUGGACAAAUAACAAGAGGUUCGAUUUCAGGUACUCAUAGGAAGGCGUUCAUGUUUUGGCGUACAAGGGUAGUGUGGUCCCGUGGGAUUUGAGGAGAGCCAUGCAAAACAAAAGGCCUGAAAUAGGUGUGGGUGUGGCCCGAAAAAAGUCUUGUUAAGUCGGAAAAGCACCUGAUACAAUUGAUUUUAAGUUAGGCCUUUCCACAAAUAUCCAGAUAUUUUGGGGUUAAUAUUUAGAGGUUUCCGAGAUAUUUAGAGAAUUAAGGGAUAUUAAGGAAAUAUUCAGAGCUUUCUUGGCUAAGACCCAUGGUGUCUUCUCUAUUUUCUUUAGACAAUACUCAGUUCUAUGUCACUGGG